UAAUGUCACAUGACCCGUCUACGGUCUGUCAGUGUCCAGAGCAAAAUGCAUCGGUGAAAGGUACUGGAAAGAAGUUUCCUGACGCCACAUCUGCCUUAGGCUACCCUGCUACCUUGUGUGGAAUGGCUGCAGUUUGGCAGCAGGUCUUGGCAGUCGACGCAAGGUACAAUGCUUACCGCACGCCUACGUUCCCCCAGUUCCGCACCCAGUACAUCCGCCGUCGCAGCCAGCUGCUGCGCGAGAACGCCAAGUGCGGCUUUGAGCCGGGGCUGCGCAAGCAGUAUCUGCGCGUACGCAGCCAGCUGCUGGCCCUGCGCUAUGGGCCUCUGUCCGAGCAGAGCAGCUUCAGGGCUAGCAGCGUGCGCAGCUCCCGCACCACGCUGGACCGCAUGGAGGACUUUGAGGAGGACCCUAGGGCACAGGGAGCUCGGGGCCACAGGCGCUCUGUGAGCAGAGGCUCCUACCAGCUGCAGGCACAGAUGAACCGCGCCGUCUACGACGAGAGGCCCCCUGGCAGCCUCGUGCCCACCUCAGUGGCGGAGGCUAGCCGUGCCAUGGCAGGGGACACCACGCUGAGUGAGAACUACGCCUUCGCUGGCAUGCACCACAUCUUUGACCAGCACGUCGACUCGGCUGUUCCAAGACUACAGUUUGCCAAUGACGACAAGCAUCUACUGGCAUGCUGCUCAUUGGAUGGGACCCUGUCAAUCAUGACACUGUCCCCACCUCCUCCGGCGGUCAAGGUGACGCUUCGGGGCCACGCGGGCCCGGUCACUGACUUUGCCUGGUCGCUUAGCAAUGACAUCAUCGUGUCGACGUCUCAGGACGGUACUCUGCGGAUCUGGAAUACAGAGGAUGGGCGCUGCAUUCGGGAAGUGAGCGACCCUGAGGCCAGUGAGCUGCUUUGCUGCACCUUCCAGCCCAUGAACAACAACCUCACGGUGGUGGGAAACAGUAAGCACCUGUUGCAGGUGGUGAACAUCUCCACAGGGAAGAAGGUGAAGGGAGGCUCCAGUAAACUGACGGGCAGAGUCAUGUCCCUCUCCUUCGACGCACCAGGAAAGAUCCUGUGGGCCGGAGACGACAGAGGAAGCAUAUUCUCCUUCCUGUUCGACAUGGCCACAGGCAAACUGACCAAAGCGAAGCGUCUGGUGGUGACAGAGGGAAGCCCCAUCUCCAGUAUCUCGGCCCGCUCCUGGAUCAGCCGUGAGGCCAGGGACCCCUCUCUGCUGGUCAAUGCUUGCGUCAACAAGCUGCUCCUCUACAGGGUGGUGGACAACGAGGGCACUCUGCAGCUGAAGAGGAGCUUCCCUAUCCAGCACGGCUCCCAGCCCCUCCACAGCAUCUUUUGCCCACUCAUGUCCUUUAGGCAGGGGGCCUGCAUAGUCACGGGCAGCGAGGACGCGUGCGUGUACUUUUUUGACGUGGAGCGCAACACCAAGGCCAUCGUCAACAAGCUUCAGGGCCACAGUGGCCCCGUGCUGGACGUCAGCUUCAACUGCGACGAGUCCCUCCUCGCUUCCUCAGACGCCACCGGCAUGGUCAUCAUCUGGAGGCGGGAGCAGAAGUAACCACAGCAACCAACGCCAUGCUUCCACGCGCUAGCGACUACAGCUUGCGCACCGGUCUGUCCGUCCGUUUGUCCCUCUGUCCAUUCCCAUCAUGUGCAAUUAGACCUUUACCUCACUGGGUAAAAGACUCGCUCGUCUCUUCCAGGCUCACAAGCCAUCAAAGAGAAAAUCGCCUUUGUCUGACAAAAAGGGUUGGGGGGGGUUGGAAAAUAGUAAGAGGUGUAUUGCUACCUGUUUGUUUGUAAGUGCGUUAUUAUCACAGUUGCUUAGAAAAUACUGACUGACUGACUUAUACUGGCAGGGAAGUCCCAUACAUGUCCUUAUUUCAGUGGGCAUUUUUGUCUGCUGUCAAUGUUGGUCUGAAAAUGUUUGCACGACACUAUGUGGCACUGCAUUGCAGUGCCUAAUGUAAAGUUAAAAAAAUAAAAACUAAUAUAAAUGAGAUAGAAACAUAUCAAAAUGGGACCUCUUAGAUGAUAUUAUCUCUUUUGUGUGUUUACUGUAAAAGUCAUGCCGGCUUACACUACAAAACCACUCUCUGUUGUAUUUAUGAUAUGCAUUGUUGCGAAAUAACGUUAAUAAAUGACAUAUAUCAGGUC
Molecule: messenger RNA, 2170 nt
Organism: Alosa alosa (allis shad)
Lineage: Eukaryota; Metazoa; Chordata; Actinopteri; Clupeiformes; Clupeidae
Gene: wdr13
Product: WD repeat domain 13
Exons: 10
Coding region: 3-1571 (522 amino acids)
Cellular component (GO): nucleus
Molecular function (GO): promoter-specific chromatin binding; protein binding
Source: RefSeq, a predicted model, not a curated record